Molecule: messenger RNA, 1441 nt
Organism: Lecanosticta acicola
Lineage: Eukaryota; Fungi; Ascomycota; Dothideomycetes; Mycosphaerellales; Mycosphaerellaceae
Source: the annotation of a GenBank genome assembly
AUGCUACUCUCCACCGGUAUUAUCGCGCUCUCGCGCAAGAUUAAGGAUGAGAGACACCGCAAGAAAGAAGCAAAGCAGGGUCUGCUCAAUGCGCAAGACAGUGAAGCCGCGAGAAGGGCAUUCGCAAACCAAAGGGCAUUUCAGACAGGCGACGGAAUUGCUAGCGGUAUGACUCGCUCUGGAACGAGAGUGAAAUACGAGCAAGCGGAGGACGUCGCAUCCCCUCAGCAGAGCACGAAUGGCCAUCCCAGCCUGCAAGACACGGAGCUGGCGGCUACUAGAUCUCCCUCUGAACCGUCGAACGGUCAAGACGCUUUCGCCAGCCUGAGUAGCUUUGCGUCUUCCUCAGCGUUGAGUCCUGGCGACGUUCAACCGAUUCCAUGCUCCCCUGCCACCCCAUUGAGCUCUGUCUUCUCAAUCGAUUCACCAAUUGCAGGCACUCUAUCAAACAAGGACCAGGACGAUCAAUCAACGUCAUCGGGACAUGCAUCCUUCAAGACAGACUCGGAGGAGAUUAAAUGCAUCAGAAUUCGCACGAGGGGUAAUGGCUUGAAGUCUGGGUUUCCUUACCAUGCCGGAUUAUUCGACUUGCACGUACGGCCAGACCAGUGGGAACAGUUCACCGCUCAAGUCGUUGAGUCGACCAAGUUUACCGCGGGCGAUCAUGCUCAGAUGUGGGGAGCAGCGACAGCGACCGCAUUGAGCGGAGCGCUGAUGACCAGCAUCUAUGUCGGACGGUACGCCACGUUCUCCAGCGAGCUGAUUACGAUGGAUGCAGGCUGAUUUAGUGCAAAGGUCUAUGAACCGCUCCCUCCAAGAGAAGAAAGUGAGAUCUGGACUUCAAGACACCUCAGACGGUGGACUCGGCGAGACGCUCAGACGCUGGAACCAGAAUGAAUUUCGCGAUCUAGGCAUCUUCGUGCAUCUAGAACUGAGCGAGUCGGCCAUGAAACGUCAGCAUCAAAAGCACCACUCCUUUCGGAAACCCACUUCAUUGUACUCUAAACACGAAGAUCGAGAUCGAAAGACGGAAGAGAGAAAGUUUUGCAUUGUGGUAUCGAAGCUGGAUGGUGAGGGCUUUCCUUCUGAAGCGUUCCACGAGCUUGCGGGGGAAGAAGCGAGAGUACUUGAAAUGGCGGACCCAAAGAAUGUCAUUUAUGAAGUACCCGAGUUGCCUGGAGAUGAAGGGACACGUCCAGCGGAGCUUCCCGUGAACGGAUCAUUGGGCUACACCCGUGAGACGACUGGUACACCUCAUCAGUAUUGUGCUGAACUGGAAAGUGCGCCAGUUGAAUUGAUGGAGAAAAGCAAUCUCGAUGAUGAGUCGCCUGGGAACGAAACGACAGAGAAUGAAGACUUUGAAGAGAAUGCGGCACUAAGGCCAGCGCCUUUGAUGGUCACGGCAGAGACCCACGCAGCUCUCGACAAGGAAGUGACAUGA